UUGCUAUCCAAGGAGUUUUGUCUGUGUUGGAGGCAGUUCCAUGCCCAGCAGCUCCCCAGGACCUCUCCCAGGCAGCUGAGGAAUGUUUUGGCCUUUUUGGGAGCCUGGUUAGCAGCCCCAGACUGCUGCAAGGUUACUACCUAGCUGGUCACCGGGCUUUUGUCCCACUGGUCGCAGGGGCUGUGGGCUUGCUGCAAGCACCGGCUCCAGCUCACAGUGACGGCAGACCGGCAAUGGGGUCACUGUGGGCGGGUAUUUGCUAUAUAUACAUAUACACACAUAUGUAUAGGAAAAAGGGUGGCAAGCAGCCUAAUCCUGUGCGUGAUCAACAGGUAUUUUCAGCAGCUAAGAGUGCUGGAGGAGGUUGCCUGAAAUAGAGGGUGCCGUGCCACCGCUGGGGCCGGGAGCGGGCAGAGGCUGCCCUGAACAGAGGGAGCGGUGGGAAGCGGGGCAGGAGGUGGUGGAGGAUGUCGGCGCUCAGCGCCUUGCCUUUCCUGAAGCCUGUUCACCUGAGGUCCCCCCGAAGCUCGCCCGGGGGCCAGCGCCGCCACACGCUGCCUGCCAGCGAGUUUCGCUGCCUCAGCCCCGAGGACGCCGUCAGCGUGUUCGAGAUCGAGAGGGAAGCCUUUAUAUCUGUCUCCGGGGACUGUCCCCUCCACCUGGAUGAGAUCCGCCACUUUCUGAACCUGUGCCCAGAGCUGUCCCUUGGCUGGUUUGAGGAAGGGCGGCUCGUAGCGUUCAUCAUCGGCUCCCUCUGGGACCAGGACAGGCUCAGCCAGGCGGCCCUGACCCUGCACAAGCCACGGGGCACGGCCGUGCACAUCCACGUGCUGGCCGUACACCGCACCUUCCGGCAGCAAGGCAAGGGCUCCAUCCUCAUGUGGCGAUACCUGCAGUACCUGCGGUGCCUGCCCUUCGCCCGGCGCGCCCUGCUCAUGUGCGAAGAUUUCCUCGUGCCCUUCUACCAGAAGUGCGGUUUCGAGGUGCUGGGUCCCUGCGAGGUGACGGUGGGGGAGCUGGCCUUCAUCGAGAUGCAGCAUCCCGUGAGGGGACAUGCCUUCAUGCGCAGGAACAGUGGCUGCUGAGCCCCCUCCGGUUCCAGCCCUGCUGGGGGGGCUGGAG
This is a messenger RNA of Egretta garzetta (little egret), 1122 nucleotides long. RefSeq names its product aralkylamine N-acetyltransferase (gene AANAT). Gene Ontology annotation, biological process: melatonin biosynthetic process; response to light stimulus; circadian rhythm. Gene Ontology annotation, cellular component: cytoplasm. Lineage: Eukaryota; Metazoa; Chordata; Aves; Pelecaniformes; Ardeidae. The record is from RefSeq and is a predicted model, not a curated record. Gene Ontology annotation, molecular function: aralkylamine N-acetyltransferase activity. The transcript is spliced from 3 exons. The coding region runs from base 468 to 1085 and encodes 205 amino acids.